Lodderomyces oxycetoniae is the source of this 4341-nucleotide messenger RNA. It is a transcript of the gene ECM17, whose product is annotated as sulfite reductase (NADPH) subunit beta. The transcript has a single exon. The record is from RefSeq and is a predicted model, not a curated record. Gene Ontology annotation, biological process: sulfate assimilation. The coding region runs from base 1 to 4341 and encodes 1446 amino acids. Gene Ontology annotation, molecular function: iron-sulfur cluster binding; FMN binding; sulfite reductase (ferredoxin) activity. Lineage: Eukaryota; Fungi; Ascomycota; Pichiomycetes; Serinales; Debaryomycetaceae. Gene Ontology annotation, cellular component: sulfite reductase complex (NADPH).
AUGAGUUUGAGUCAGGAGGAAAUUAUUGCUAAAACGAUAGGUAUUAUCGAUGGUAUACUAUUUGUAACUCAGCCAGCUAAAUCCGUAAACUCGUUAUUCACAAAGUUUGUAAAAGAUGCUAAUAUCUUGUUAGACGCUAAUGAUCCUUACGCCGUAGUGCAAAACUAUUUGGCUGAUAGAAACAACAAGAAUAAAGAGUUGGAUUUGGAUUUGGAUUUGGAUUUUGUUACUGUUACUACAAAUAGUUGCACUUUGUUCAAAAACUUGCCCUUUUUAUCCAGUUCAGCUUUCAAAAACAAUAAAGUUGUAAACCACGUUGAAAUUGUAAACCUGGAGUUCAAUAUAGUCACCAGUUUGAGAGAUUUGCAAUUUCCAGUAUUGAUAUCUCAAAAUCCACAAGAGGCAUAUCGGUUGGCUAAUUUGGCAUACAACUUGUCACAAAAGUUGAAAACUUCAGUUUUCCAUUUCUAUUCUCCAAAUAGCCUGUACAAUGCAAAACAACAAUCAAAAUUUGCUGAGGGUGUUUUAUUGAAAGAUUUGGAUAAUUUAUCGUUGGAAAAGAUUAUUCGUGACUUUGAAGUUGAACCAUUUGAGAUUGUAAAUCAAAAACAACAGCAAAAGCAAAAGCAAAAAAAUGCAAUUUUGUAUUUGGGGCAGCUAAGUGAUGAGUUGAUAGAUGCAGCAAAUAAGGAAAAUGUAUUGCUUAUUAGCAUUAAAAUCUACCAGCCUUUCCAUUUAAAUCGUUUGCUUGAACUCAUACCUGCCCAAAUUGAAACUCUUUCUAUUGUCGAACAAUCCAGCACGCCUUUUUUCAAUUUUUCCCCAUUGUUACUCGAUUUUUUUGCACUGUAUUACCGAUAUCAAAGUUUGAAAAACUUUACUAGAAUCGUAUCUGCAACGUUUGGAAAUGACAUUGACUACCCUAAAGCUUUAUCACAUUUGGUUUCCAAUAUAGAAUCCGAGAACCCUGUUCAAAAUUUGCACUUUGGGAACAAUUUAUCAGAGACGUCUGCUUUGGAGGACAGGAAAAGGGAUCAAGAAUACUCAAAUGCCCUUUCUGAAGCUUACAACUUGGAACAAGCUUAUUUAAAAGUUUUACAGCAAGUUAGUGGAAGCAAUUUGAACAUUCUUAAUGCAUAUAAUACCGAAAAUGUUGGGUUGGAAACAAAUCCUGAAUUUGGAUUCGGGUCGUAUUUGCACGAUGAAGAAGAACAAGAAAAUUUGAUCAAAUUGGUCCGUAAUGCUUUAAAGGAGAACAAGUUUGAAUCUCAGGACAAUAGCAGGUUAAUCAAUUUACUUUCAAGCUGGUUGCUGACGUUGGAACAAAGGGGACAGGUUGAACAUGCAACCUCACUUGAGAUUAUUGAUUUGUUAAAAAGCGACAAGUCUUCAGUUUCGGCUCGUGAAUUAUUGGCAUUGUCAAAAUACUUUAGCACACAACUGAACUGGCUUAUUGGUUCUGAUGCAUGGUCUUACGAUUUGGGCUCUUCGGGUGUCCAUAAUGUCAUAACGUCAAACAAAAACAUCAAUAUGUUGAUUAUAGACUCUGAACCAUAUCAAGAAAAGAAGAACAAUGACAAAACAGUCAAUGGUUUCAGAAAAAAGGAUGUUGGUUUGUAUGCAAUGAACCAUGGUGACUGUUAUGUUGCCUCAGUUGCAGUGUACUCGUCAUAUACUCAAGUUUUACAAGCAUUUAUUGAAGCAGAGAAGUUUACUGGACCAUCGAUUGUUUUGGCGUACUUGCCAUAUCAUAAGGAGUCUGACAACACUUUGUCUAUUUUGCAAGAAACCAAAAGGGCUGUUGAUAACGGAUAUUGGCCUUUAUAUAGGUACGAUCCAUAUGCAGCAAAUGAAGAAGAUGUUUUCAAAUUGGACUCAUCCAAUCUUCGAAAACAGCUUCAGGACUUUUUAGAACAGGAAAAUAGAUUGACUAUGCUUGCUAGAAAAGACCCUUUGUUAUCUAGAAACUUAACCAACAAUGCAUCUAGCGAAGUCAAAGCCAAACAAGCUCAAAUAGCAGAUGAAGCAUAUGCUUUAUUAUUGCAGGGAUUGUCUGGACCGCCUUUGACAGUUGCAUAUGCAUCUGAUGGUGGUAACGCCGAAGGAUUGGCAAAGAAGAUUAACAGACAAGCUUUAGGUAGAGGUUUGAAAUCUGUUGUUUUGCAAAUGGACGAUGUUAGUAUUGAAGAUUUACCAAAUGAAACAAAUAUCAUAUUUGUGACGUCGACAUCUGGUCAAGGUGAGUUUCCUACAAAUGGUAAGCAGUUCUGGGAUGCGAUUAAGAACUCAAAUGAUUUGGACUUGUCAUCUAUCAAGUUUUCCGUUUUUGGUUUGGGUGAUUCUCAAUACUGGCCAAGAAAAGAAGAUAAGCAUUAUUAUAAUAAACCAGGUAAAGACUUGUUUGGAAAAUUGAAAUUGUAUGGUGGUGUUGAGUUGGCUGAGCUUGGAUUGGGUGAUGACCAGGAUGCCGACGGAUUCUCUACUGGCUUUGACGAAUGGAUACUUAAGAUUUGGACGGCUUUGGGAGUUGAUAAUGUAGAAGGAGUAGAGGAACCCAAACCAAUAACAAAUGAAGAUAUGAAACUCGGAUCUGAUUAUCUUAGGGGUACGAUUGCGGAAGCAUUACAAGAUCAGUCCACGGGAUCUAUAGGUGCUGUUGAUCAGCAAUUGACCAAGUUUCAUGGUAUUUAUAUGCAAGAUGAUCGUGAUCUAAGAGAAGAGCGUAAAGCUCAAGGUUUAGAGCCUGCCUACGCAUUUAUGGUCCGUGUAAGGCUUCCUGGUGGUGUUGCUACACCAAAACAGUAUUUGAAAAUGGAUGAGUUGGCUGAUGAAAGGGGAAAUGGUACAUUGAAAUUAACCACCCGAGCAACUUUUCAGUUGCACGGUGUAGUUAAACACGAUUUGAAACCUGCAAUACGGGGUAUGAAUGCUACAUUGAUGGACACUUUGGCAGCAUGUGGUGAUGUUAACAGAAAUGUUAUGGUGUCGGCCUUGCCAAGUAAUGCUAAAAUUCAUGGUCAAGUUUCGGCCAUUGGAACGUUGAUUUCCAAUUUUUUGUUACCUAAUACUACUGCUUACCACGAGAUUUGGCUAGAGGGUGAAUUGCCAUCAGACAAACCAGGAGACAGAGAUGCUUGGGAAAAUCGUAAGGAUGGGCCCCAAAAGAAGAAAACAUUGAUUGCGGGAAAUGUGUUGGCCGACGUUGAACCACAGUAUGGUGCAACAUAUUUACCAAGAAAGUUCAAAAUUGUUAUUACUGUUCCGCCAUAUAAUGAUGUUGACGUGUAUGCUCAUGACAUUGGAUUGAUUGCUAUUGUCAAAGAUAACGAGGUGAUUGGAUUUAAUGUCUUAGCCGGUGGUGGUAUGGGAACAACUCAUAAUAACAAAAAGACAUAUCCUAGAACUGGUUCAAUGUUAGGUUAUAUCAAGAGAGAUUUAGUACACUUUGCAUGCGAGAAGAUUAUGUUGGUGCAAAAAGAAUUUGGUGAUAGAACCAAUAGAAAACACGCAAGGUUGAAGUAUACGAUUGAUGAUCUCGGAGUUGAUGUGUUCAAGGCGAAAGUCGAAGACUUGUUGGGUACCCAAUUUGAGGAACCAAAACCUUUCAAGAUUGAGAACAAUGUGGACCAUUUUGGUUGGUGCAAAGAUGAAUUGGGAUACAAUCAUUUCACAGCUUUUAUAGAGAAUGGUCGCAUUGAAGAUACACCCGAAUUACCUCAAAAGACUGGGUUGCGUAAGAUUGCCCAGUUUUUACAGGACAAUAAAAAGUCAGGGGAAUUUAGACUUACCGGUAACCAGCAUCUUCUUAUUUCUAAUAUUAAAGAUUGCGAUUUAGAAGAGAUCAAAAAAUUGUUAGCCGAGUACAAACUAGACAAUACCAAAUUCUCAGGGUUGAGAUUGUCAUCAGCUGCUUGUGUUGCUUUCCCAACAUGUGGUUUGGCCAUGGCCGAAUCCGAGCGUUACUUACCUCAAUUGAUAACCAAAUUGGAGGAGCGCUUGGAAGGCUAUGGAUUAAGACACGACUCAAUUGUCAUGCGGAUGACUGGUUGCCCCAAUGGUUGUUCUAGACCAUGGGUAGCUGAAGUUGCUUUAGUUGGUAAGGCAUUUGGCGCAUAUAAUUUGAUGUUGGGUGGUGGGCAUCACGGACAAAGACUUAACAAGAUCUACAGGUAUUCCAUUAAGGAAGAUGAGAUUCUUGAAAUUUUGUCAAGAUUAUUUGAGAGAUGGAGCAAGGAAAGAAACGAUGGUGAACCUUUUGGAGAUUGGUGUAUAAGAGCCGGUGUUAUCAAGGAAACUACGGAAGGCAAAUACUUUCAUGAUGAUAUACCUGAGGAUGCAUAA